Messenger RNA from Nicotiana attenuata, 4183 nucleotides. RefSeq names its product protein argonaute 2. The coding region runs from base 426 to 3671 and encodes 1081 amino acids. Lineage: Eukaryota; Viridiplantae; Streptophyta; Magnoliopsida; Solanales; Solanaceae. Gene Ontology annotation, biological process: regulatory ncRNA-mediated post-transcriptional gene silencing. Gene Ontology annotation, cellular component: cytoplasm. Gene Ontology annotation, molecular function: RNA binding; protein binding. The transcript has 3 exons. The record is from RefSeq and is a predicted model, not a curated record.
UACUCCUAUUCUGUCGCCCAUGCUCCUGGGACACUCCCCACACUUAGCGGAAAAAACCAUCUCAAUUCCCAUAGGAUAAAAAAGGUUUAGUUUCAUAAAAUCAUCCGCCAUUUCCUCACAUUUUCCGUUAUCUUCCAAUUACCCUUCCUCCAUUUCAUCGAUCCUUCUGGAAUCAUCAAGAAUCCUCUUACUUCCACGACCCCACUAUGUUUCCCCACUUUUCCCAUUUUCUCUUUACCUUUUCGAUUUCUUAGUGACAAAGUUCAGCCCUUUUUAGUCAUCUUACAUUCCUUAGUGUCCACGUUCAGUCUUUUUACUCUUCAUAAGUACACAUAACUAGAUCCUUGCAGUUGCAGAUCAUCUGAGCUUUUUCAUUUUCAAAAUUUACAGUCAAGUUUUUUUUCUCUCUUUAGUGAAGUUGGAAAAUGGAUCGUGGAAAUUACCGACGUGGUGGUGGUGACAGCAGUCGUGGCGGUGGUGGUGGAGGUAACCGUGGUCGUGGUCGCGGUGGUGGUCAAUACGAACAGGAGCAAGGCCGUGGAGGUGGAAGGGGUGGGUCCCAGAUUGGUGGCGGAAGGGGUGGGCCCUCCCAGAUGGGUUCAUUCAACCAGCAACCAUUUCAGCCUCCACAGCAAUGGGGUAACCAGCCAAGGGCAUCUGGUCCGGGUCAGAGUCAGUAUCAGGAUCGUGGGGCUCCGUAUAAUCAUCCGGUUCAGCAGCAGCCAGUUGGACAAAAUCCGGGUCGUGGUGGUGCUUGGGUCAGCCGUGGCGGCGGCGGUACUGCUUGGGCCCGGCCACCACCGCAGCAGCCACAGCAACAUGGUAGUGGCAGCAGUGGUACUGCGUGGGCCAGGCCACCGCCGCAGCAACAUGUGAGUGGCGGCAGUGGUACUGCUUGGGUCAGGCCACCGCCGCAGCAGCCACCACAACAUGGUGGUGGAAACCAGCAGCAGCGGGAUGUUGAACCCAGUAGCUCAGCAGCAUCAAAUGUUCGCCCGGGGGGUCCUCCUUCAGGCUCUAGUCCUCCUCAGUCUUCUGAUCCUGUUCAAGUUGAUCUGAAGUCGCUGAGUAUUACAGAAACAAAGAGUACAUCAUCUCCUCCGGAAAAUAACAACGGAAAGCUUGUACCUAUAGCACGACCUGAUACGGGAAAAGUUGCUGUCAAGUCAAUUAGACUGCUUGCUAAUCAUUUUCCUGUUAGAUUUAAUCCUCAGUCUACCAUUAUGCAUUAUGAUGUCGAUAUCAAGCAAAUCAUGACUGAUGAAACCCGCGCUGUGAAGAAGUCAAUAAACAAGUCUGAUCUUCGUAUUAUAAGAGAUAAACUGUUUGCUGAUAAUCCUGUUCAAUUUCCAAUAGAUAAAACUGCAUAUGAUGGUGAGAAGAACAUUUUCAGUGCUGUCCAACUUCCUACUGGGCGAUUCACUGUGAACUGCUCUGAUGGGGAUGAUGGUAGGGGACGCUCGUAUGUCUUUACCAUCAAGUUUGUUGCUGAACUGAAACUUUGCAAGUUGAAAGAAUAUUUGAGUAGAAACCUCUCAUACAUACCUCGUGAUGUACUACAAGGAAUGGAUUUGGUUAUGAAAGAAAAUCCUUCUAGGUUAAGGAUAUUUGCAGGUCGUAGCUUCUAUUCAAAUGAGCACUUGGCUGAACAUGACUUUGGGUUUGGAGUUGCUGCAUAUAGAGGUUUUCAGCAAAGCCUAAAGCCUACAUCUGGAGGGCUUGCCUUGUGCCUAGAUUACUCGGUCUUGGCAUUCCGCAAAGCAGUGCCUGUGCUAGAUUUCCUGAGGGAAUAUAUUGGAGAGUUCAAUGAAAAUAAUUUUACUCGUAGAAGAGAUGCAGAGGAUGCAUUGGUUGGUUUGAAAGUCAAAGUAACUCAUCGUCGUAGCAGUCAGAAAUAUGUUGUUAAGAAGCUGACUGAUGAGAAGACUCGCGACCUUCAUUUUAUCCUUGAAGAUCCAGAAGGCAAAGAUCCUCCUAAGAAAGUUUUUCUUGUUGACUACUUCAGGGAAAAAUAUCAGAAGGAGAUUAGGUACCAAAAUUUACCUUCAUUAGAUCUUGGAAAAGGUAAUAAGAAAAACUAUGUCCCAAUGGAAUUCUGUGUCUUGAUCGAGGGACAGCGGUAUCCUAAGGAGCACUUAGAUAAGGAUUCAGCCUUGUUUAUGAAAAAAAUAUCACUAGUUCCACCGCGAGAGAGAAGGGAGGCAAUAUGUGAAAUGGUACGGGCUGAAGAUGGGCCAUGCGGGGCUGUCACCCGUAAUUUUGAAAUUGGAGUUGAUAGGAACAUGACCUGUGUUUCGGGUCGUAUCCUUCCUGCCCCUGAUUUGAAGCUAGGUGGUCUAAGUCAAGUUCCCGUGGAUAAUAAAUGCCAGUGGAACCUUGUUGGGAAAUCUGUGGUGGAAGGCAAGGCGCUUCAGCGAUGGGCUCUGAUAGAUUUUAGCUCCCAGGAACGCAGCCCCAACUUUAGGCUAAGAGCUGAAGAAUUUGUCUUUAGAUUGAAAGAGCGGUGCAAAAAGUUAGGGAUCAACAUGGAAGAACCUGUCAUAAAACAUUUCACUGGCAUGUAUGAGCUCUCUGCAGUUAGAAAGGUUGAAGAUCUCCUCAGAGGUGUGGUUCAUGCAGCUGACAAGAAAAUCAAGGGUCGACUACAAAUGAUAGUUUGUGUUAUGGCAGCAAAGCACAAUGGAUACAAAUAUCUUAAAUGGGUCUCUGAAACAAAAAUUGGUGUUGUAACGCAAUGUUGCUUGUCAUCUCUAGCCAACAAGGGACAAGAUCAAUAUCUUGCAAACCUUUGUAUUAAGAUUAAUGCAAAAUUGGGAGGUAGCAAUAUGGAACUUAUGGAAAGGCUCCCUAAUUUUGGAGGUGAAGACAAUGUCAUGUUCAUUGGAGCUGAUGUUAAUCAUCCUGCUGCAAGGAAUGUGACAUGUCCAUCCAUAGCAGCUGUUGUUGCCACUGUCAACUGGCCAGCUGCUAAUAGAUAUGCGGCUAGAGUUUGUCCUCAGGACCACAGGACUGAGAAGAUAUUAAAUUUUGGGAGCAUGUGUGCAGACCUACUGAAUGCUUACGCUCGACUCAACUCGGUUAAACCAAACAGAAUUGUUGUUUUCCGUGAUGGUGUGAGUGAGGGCCAAUUUGAUAUGGUACUUAAUGAAGAGUUGGUUGAUUUGAUGAAGGCUAUAUACGAUGAUCACUAUCGACCAGCAAUCACUCUUGUUGUGGCUCAGAAAAGACACCAUACACGACUAUUUCCUGAUGGUGGCCCUGGCAAUGUACCUCCGGGUACUGUUGUGGACACAGUAAUUGUUCAUCCAUCUGAUUUUGACUUCUAUCUUUGCAGCCAUUUUGGAGGAUUGGGAACUAGCAAGCCUACUCACUAUCAUGUUUUGUGGGAUGAGAAUGGCUUCAAUUCUGACCGCUUACAGAAGCUUACAUACAACAUGUGCUUCACCUUCGCGCGGUGCACAAAACCUGUUUCGCUUGUUCCACCAGUUUACUAUGCUGACCUUGUUGCCUACCGGGGACGGAUGUUCCAAGAGGUGCUUAUGGAGAUGCAGUCUCCUGUGUCUUCAACUACAGCCUUCACAACUUCAUCGUCAUCUUCUUCAACUGCCUCAUUUGAACAAGGAUUCUAUAAUUUGCACCCCGAUCUGCAGAACAUAAUGUUCUUUGUCUGAUCGCAGCCACCGCAUACUGUUCUGUCUGAUGGCAGCCACCUUUAGUGUUCUGUCUGAUGAUAGACAACCCAGCUUUUUGAUCUCCUUCACCACUCCCACACCGGUGGAGGAGAUGGUUGUCCACAUUUUGGAGAUGCCCAUUUCCAAACGCAUUUGAACCUCCUUUCUGUCGACCUAGCAAGGUGUUUGUGCGUGAAUCUAAUGGGAUUUCAUGUUUGUUUUACUGCCACUCAGUCUUUUACUUUCUGUGGUCCUCACUUUUAGAGGUGUAACUUCUAGGAGUGAGUUUGUCCAGUGAUGUCUUAAUGGUUUGACGUUUUAUUUUGUGUGUUUACUUUUGGUCUUUUGAGGCCACUGCCAGUGUGUUUGAAGUUUGCGACUCUGUUUUAAGUUGAGUGACGUCUUUUAUUUAUGUAUUCUGAGACAGAAACUAAAUUUCUUCUAUGUAAGUGCGUGAGCUACUUGAAGUCUGUUUAUCAGUUAUUCAAUGUGAUUUGUAUUUUCUCUCUUAA